UUGCUUGUUGGCGUGACGGCGUGUUGUGACUAACGCGCAGUCACGCUUUUGCAAAUGGCCUUAUCCGGACACCAUACUUGACGGAGGAGCAGUCACUAACAGUCUACUUUCGGUUUUACGAUGCAGCGGGAUCAAGACCAUUUCACACUUAAAGAAAUGGAGUUUCCAUUCACUUAUUUGGAGGACAUAGAUUUCCUACGGCAAGUAAGGACAUCUGUACUGGACAAUUUAAAUCGUUCCCCGGAAGGCACAUCACCGGAAGUUACCAACGGUUACCUCCCCAAUGAGCGUCCACUGAGAAGGGUAUUCCCGCAAGGGAGAGAACCGCUGGUGUCACUUAUCAAAAAACAAUCCUGCCUGGAAUUUGUUGGGUUUAUUGGUUUCGUAAAGAACGCUUCAGAAUUAGAUGAGGGAAUAAAGAAAGAAAUAUGGGACGUUGAUCUUAAGUUGAUAGAGGAACUCCAAGAACAUGCGAACAUACUUGGUUAUUUUUCGGCUGAGAGAACGGAUGGGUGUAAUUGGGGAAACCUCGUGGUUUUAAACUCCUUUGAUGCAAUAAAUGAAUGGAGGAACUCUCAGACACAUGCGUUAGCUAUCAACCUCCUGUCACCUCGGUUUUACAGCAAAGUUCGGAUCCACACAGGAACUCUGAAGGACGGUUUCUCGGGUGACCUGGAAGUUCAGAAAACGAUUUUCAUUGACUAUGAAUCGUCUUUGCCGCCCAAGAGAUCUGUUGUCUACUGGAAAAAUGAUAUCUGAUUAGAUUUUAUUGCAAAGUAUGAAGUAAAAUGGCUAUAUGAAAUGGCCCCAAUAUGUUAAUUGGUUUAAAAAUAUGUUUUAUGUUAAAAUGUACGUGAUUGAACUCAUUAA
This is a messenger RNA of Ostrea edulis (European flat oyster), 870 nucleotides long. RefSeq lists its product as uncharacterized. Bases 121 to 759 code for a protein of 212 amino acids. NCBI's taxonomy places the organism in Eukaryota, Metazoa, Mollusca, Bivalvia, Ostreida, Ostreidae. The record is from RefSeq and is a predicted model, not a curated record. The transcript has 3 exons.